Messenger RNA from Chlamydomonas reinhardtii, 8874 nucleotides. RefSeq lists its product as uncharacterized. NCBI's taxonomy places the organism in Eukaryota, Viridiplantae, Chlorophyta, Chlorophyceae, Chlamydomonadales, Chlamydomonadaceae. The record is from RefSeq and is a predicted model, not a curated record. Gene Ontology annotation, molecular function: transcription coactivator activity. The transcript has 20 exons. Gene Ontology annotation, biological process: cyclic nucleotide biosynthetic process; intracellular signal transduction; positive regulation of transcription by RNA polymerase II. Gene Ontology annotation, cellular component: nucleus. Bases 88 to 8043 code for a protein of 2651 amino acids.
CUUCUUUUACUACUCUGUCACUCUACAUAACAUGGCUGAUAUGACUUCUUGCGCUCUGCCCGACGAGGCAAAAUGACAUUAGUAGCCAUGUGGCCUUGCUUGUGUCUCUUCUUGUCACUGUUUGCAGUUUGCCAAGGACAUCAACUAGGAUAUGCUCGGCUUGCAAGGGGCGCAGCGAGCUCCCACGCCGCGGAGCGCUGGGCACACGGACGGAGUCUGGCGCAAACUUCAAGCGGCUCUGGCGCCACUGAAGAUGCUGUGGAGGGUUUGAUAUCUGAAAUUCGCGAAAGCCUUCAAAACCCUGACCUCAAGCUAUACAGCCUGGCGCUGUUGGACCAACUGAAGUUGUCAUACGCAAGUACGGCAGCCACAUGCGGCGAUCCCGACGUGCAGAUCCACAUCGUGUAUGCGCUGCACAACAUGAUGCCCAUGUCGGUCGACGCGAGCAAGUGGGCCGCCAGCAACAACAACCGCCUGCUCAACGAGACCAAAACAGCCGCGGCGCUGGCCAGGCUCAACAACAGCGGCUCUGUCAGCAGCGGCAUUGAUGUUGCCGGUGGCAGCAAGGUCAACAAGACGACGGGCAAACUAAUCCAGCCGUCACUGCCGUAUAACAUUAUUGUGGACACGGUCGUGCAAGACCGGAUGCCCAGCAACCAGACGAACGUCCACUGGUUCUCGUUCGGGCCGGCGGAACCCGAUGGCUCUCAGGGCCGUGUUGUUGCCUACGACGAUUUCCAGUCCUACUACGUCGGGCUGUGGGACUGGACGCGCGGCAACGGCACUGUAAUCUUUGACUACGAGGCCCGGCCUGUGGGCCAGCUGCCCAUAGGGCUGGACCCACUGCCCUUUGAGCGCGAGCCCCUAACCUGGAUGACCACCCUGUACCGAAAAGACUGGCUGGCAGCGGCGCGGGCCCUGGUCUCGACGCCGGCCAGUGGCGGCGCUAGGACCCAGCAGCAGCAGGCGCCGGGUGUGCGGCGCUCAAUGGUAGAAUACCCCAGCCUAAACGCGUCGGCUGGCUCAGGUUUGGGGCCACAAACGAUCGGCGGGGACAGCGGCAGCGGUGGCAGCGGUACCAGCACCUCGCGCCUGCCCCCAGCCGACAGCGGCGCUGGGGCAGGAGCAUCAAGGGACGCUGGUGGCAGCAGCAUCACGGCAGCGGCGGCCAGCAGCGGCGGCAGCAACCCACGCGCGACGACACCCGCAUCAGCAGCGGCGGAGGCCCCUGCUGAGCCCCGGACAUGGGAGGAGUUGUUGACCUUGGCGGCUGCAGUGGAGGGUCGGGACAUGGACGGAGACGGCCAGCCGGACCACGGCCUGUGCCUUGACCUGGCCAGAGGCUGCAAGCUGUGGUCUCUUCUCAGCGCCGUGUACGCGUCCAUGGCCCAGACCGAGGGCCGGGCGCAGGGCGUGUGGUUUGACACGGGCUCCAUGACCCCACUGCUGGACAACCCCGCAAUGACCGAGGCCCUGGCGCUGGUGCGGCGGCUUGCGGCGCAGAGCUGGCCGCCGGCGGACUGGGACGUACUGGCGACCGGUAAGCCCGCAGCUGCCGGCAGCAGCAGCAGCAGCAGCAGCAACACCGGCGCAACUGCUGGCACCGGCAGUAGCAGUGGAAGCGCUGCUGCUAGCGCCGACAGUAGCAGCAGCCCCAGCUAUGGCGGCGGCCCUACCUAUGGCGGCGGCCCCAGCUAUGGCGCUGAUACCAGCGCCACGGGCGGGCGCCGGCGGCGGGCGCAGGACAGUGGCGGCGGCGUGCCCGUGUACGGGUCCUACGGCGGCUACGGGACCACCGCUGUCCUCACUGCGCCGGAGCAGUGGGUUGAAUCAGACACCAUCACCAUAGACGACCCACCACGGCGAGACGGCGUCGGCGCCGGGAACACCAUCAACGGCUACAACGGCGGCGGCUUCGGCGGCGGCGGCUUCGAUGGUGGCGGUGGCGGUGGCAGCACUGACGGCUCUGGUGGCAGCGGCAGCGAUGAGCUACCUGGCAGCACGGGAAUGACCGGCGGGAUGCUCUCUGGCGAGACAUUCUUCGAGACGACCUACGCUCCCAGCGCCCCGCGCAUGGCGCCUAUGGUGCCUAUGGCACCAGAGACCGGCACGGGCAACGUCAUCAACGGCUACAACGGCGGCGGCAGCUGGGCGUGGACGGACGGCGGCGGCACUGCUGGACCCACGUGGACACAGUCCGACACCACCGGUACCACUGGCGGCGGCGGCUCAGGCUUGACUAUGACUGACCCAAACGGCACAGGCGGCAGCAGUGACAGCAGCGGCUCAAGCGGGGGCAGCGGCUCGACCGGAGACGGAGAGGAGGACGGCCCCGACGUCAUUGUGGGUUCGGACGCCGGCCCGGGUUACUUGGGCUUUGGCGGCAGCACCGGCGGCGGCACCGGCGGCGGCACCGGCAUGUGGCAGUCGACACCGCUCGCGCCGGAGGCGGUGCCCAUCAACCCAACCGUCGGUGGUGAGGGCGGCUUCGACCCGACUGGUGGCUCGUCCUUCUCCUCCUCCUCCUCGUCAUCUGACGGCUCGUUGGGUGGCUCGUUCACUGGAGACUCUGCCGGUGAUGGCGGCAGCACCUCUGGUGCCUCCGGUAGCAGUUCCCCAGCAUACAGCUCCCAAAGCACCCCUGGCGCCCCGCCAAGGAGGAAUUUCAACACCACGGGUGGCUUUAACCCCAGCGGCGGCAUUGGCAGCAGCGGCACCAUCGCAUACGACAAUCCGCAGGAUCCGCCGACCACUACUGACGGUGGAAGCAGCAGCAUUACAGGCAGCACGUUGGAGACCACCAGCGGCAACACAGGCGACAUGUGCCCGCCCGUCAACCCGCACUUCAAAGCAGGCAAGUGCUUGUUCACCAUCGAUUGGGCGCACGUGCUGUCCUACCUCACCAUGCCGGCCGCGCCGCGACUGGCGGGCCGCCUUGGUGUGGCUGCGGCGCCCGGCAGCGACCGCGUAUGGCUACGGCCGCCGCCCUCGCAGCCGCCGGCAGAGUACUUCAAAGAGCUGCAGUCUAAGAAUCCCAAACUGAACCGCCCGGAUGCCGCAAUUAUUAACGGCACUGCUAACAGCACUGCAAACGGCAGCACUGGCGGCGUCACAAGCGGCCACCGGCUUCUGCAGCAGGCUGCUGGCAACGCCUCAGCACCCAAUACCACGGCGCUGGCUGCAACACUGGUGUCUUGCAAUGCAACCGGCCGCUGCCGGGGCUUCAACAUCGCCACCAAUGCCACCAACGCCACCAAUGCCAGUAGCCCAGUCAACCGCGUCCCGCUGACGGCAGUGGCAGGGUUCUACCUGUUGCAGGGCGAGCCGCGCCAAAUGACCGCCCGCCAGUCGGACGCGGUGUACGAGGUGUUGCAUGAGCUUGCAUACGGCCUGCUGACGCCGUACGAAGGCCUGGUCAAAGGCUGUCGUACUUAUGGCGCAGCCCGCAGCGCCAACGCCAGCGCCACCGUAAAUUUGACGGCCGCGGCGGGCCUUCAUCCGGCGGACUGGCCGGGCGUAUGCGACACGCUGCUAGCGCUGGAGGCGGGCAGUGCAACAUGGGGUGCCCAAGACCUGGGGAUGCCGCACAGCUCCGCCUACCGAGUGGCCCUGGAUGAGGCCGCGUUCCGGGCCGCGCGGGCCGCCGUGGUGGCGCCGGCGGCCCUGCCGGGCACUGCAGCGCUGGACCGCGCGCUGGCUGCAAACCUGAGCGCCGCGUUCAGCUUCGUGCUCACAUCCAUCCCCUUCCCCCGCACGCUCAUGUCUAUGUACUGGGCCUCCAUUGGCUACACGCCGCCAGCCAACACGCCCUCCCUCGCGGCCGACAUCGCCGCCGCCGCGCCGCCGCCGCAUGGCGUCACCCUGAGCAGCGGAGAGCUGGCGAUGGUUGUGGUGGUGCCGGUGGUGCUGCUGCUGCUCCUGGUGGCGGCGGCGGUGGCGCUGGUGCUUCAUCGGCACCGGCGGCACCUUGGGCUGCUGAGUGGCAAGGUGCUGCCGCCGCGUCACGGCCCCGAUGUCACCCUCGUCACCACCGACAUCCAGAACUCCACCCUGCUAUGGGAGAUGCUGCCUGCUGAGGUGAUGAACACGUGUCUGUCUAUCCACCAUGAGGAGGUGCGGCGAGCGCUGGAGGCCCAUGGCGGCUACGAGGCCAGCACAGAGGGUGACGCAUUCAUCAUUGCCUUCCACUCGGCCGCCGCCGCGCUGGCCUUCAGUGUGGAGCUGCAGCACCGCCUGCUGGACGCCGACUGGCCGCCGCUGCUGCUCGGCACCGCAGACGGCAGCGAGGUGUGGGCGGCGCCAAACCCGCAGUUAUCCGAGCUGCUGAUGGCCGCGCGCGCGAGCAAGGCGGGCAACGAGGCCGGUGGCUUCAGGAAGUCUGGCGGCGGCAUGACGGCGGCCGCGGCGGCCCGCGGCACGCCAUGCGCCCGCGCCGCGGCUGGCGUGGACAUCAUGCUGGGUGACAAGCCGCCGCAGCAGCAGCCACAGCCGCAGCAGUGGCAGCCGGAGCAGGAGCCGCAGCAACAGCAGCACAACACGCUAGCCGGCUACCCUUCCCUGUCUGGCUACGUGGCCGGGCCCGGGUCCUUCCCCGCCACACCCAUGGCCGCGAUGGCUGGUGCUGGCGGCGCGAGCGCGUUGCUGCCCGCCAGCAGCUUCCUGAACGGCUCCACCGAAAGCAACUGGCGCCGCUCCUUUGACAGCCCCUUGCCAGCCGGCGUACGGGGCAGGGACGCGCGCUCCCUCCCCUCGCCCCACACCAGCCAGAACCAGCUACAGCAGAGGCAGCAGGCACAGACUAGCUACGCCGCUACGGAGGCCGUGGGAGAGCAGCAACAGCAGCAGGAGCAAGCUGCGUCGCCUGUCAUGCCGGCCGCUGCUUCCACGGCUGGCGCCGAUAAUCGUCAGGGGCCGCAGCAGUCGCUCGGCGCCAGUAGUGGGCUGUGGUGGGGCGCCGUCACGCGCGGCUUGCGGCAGGCCACGGGCGGCACCCAGCGUGCAGGUGCGUCCGCCGCUGACGCUGCCGACAGUGGCAACAGCAGGGGCCCUAGCUCAUUUGGAAGCAACAGCUCGAGCCGGCCAUUGGCGUCCGCCGCAAGUCAGGAGGUUCGUGGCGCACCACAGCUGCUCGGCCCCGCCGGCCCGGUUGCUGAGGCCGCCGAGCAUACCGCUGAUGCCGACGCCGCAGCUAUUGCCGCCGGGUCGGGCCAGGCGCACACACGUGUUGACUCCGGGGUGCUGUCGGCGUGCGGCCACGUCAACCAGGCGGUUGUGGCGCAGGCGCUGAGCGAGCCGUCGCCCUGCGCGCCGCAGCAGGCGCAGCCGGCGCAGCCGGCGCAGCCAGGUGCGGUGGAGCAGGCGGUGGGCUCGGAGGUGCGCCGCGGCUCGCCAGUGUCGCCGCAGCAGGUGGGGGCAGCGCCGGACGUCGCGCCGCCCGCCCUGCACUCGGCGCCGCAAUGUGCCGAGUAUGUCGGGGUGGAGGCGGGCGCGGAGGGGACUAACAUCCGCAUGGGCAGCCGCGGCCACCUGCCGCGCUGGCGGUCGGGCCAGCACCUGCAACAGCUCCACUCGGCGUCCGGUGCGGCGCUGCUCGAAGACGGCUCCUCCCCUUUCACCGUGGCGGGGGCCGCCGGGUUCGGUCUUCACGGUGACGCCGGUGCUACUGCCACACGCACUGUGGGCUGCGGCAGUAGUGCUGCAGGCGGCGCGGGGGAUGAGUCCAUGAGACUGGCGCUGGCUACGGCUGUGUUUGGGGCAGGCGGCAACAAUGCGGGGCUGGGGCGUGUGGGCGGCUUCCGGCGACUUCCCUUUAUGAGCGCACACGCGGGCGGCUUCGGUGGCGGCGGACCCGACAAUGAGCGACUGUCGGGCGCAUUCCGUGCAGGGGACGACCUGCCCGUGAGCGGGCCGCUGCGCACCAGCGCCUACAACGGCCAGGGGUACGCCACCGGCCACCAUCAUCACCACCACACCGGACAGCAGCACCACACGCACACCAGCAACACGCUGGCGCACCAGACCAGCCGCUUUCUCACGCGGCUGCGCGGCGACUCAAGCACCAGCGGUGCCGCGGGCGAGGGCGUCGGCCGCGACAGCGAACCCCGCGGCCAGCUGGAGCUUCUGCUGAACAAGCUGCUGACGGCGGCCAGCAUGGGCCGCAUACCCGCGGCCAACCUAAUGGCCACCUUCCAGCAGCUCUGGAGCGCGGUGCAGGCCCCCGAGGAGCCCUGCGACCCGCACGCCCCGCUCCAAGUGCUCUCCAACUCGGCCAACUCAUUGAUCGAGGACGGCGUGGCGGUCUCGCCCAUCCUGGCGCUGCGGGGCAUGCGGGUGCGCAUCGGCAUGCACUCGGGAGUGGCGCCCUCGGAGGUGGUGGAGACGGCGCGCGGCUGCUGCGAGUACCGCGGCGCGGUGCUCGCCCGUGCCAAGGCCGUGUGCGACAUGGCGGGCGGCGGCGUCACGCUGCUAACGGAGGCGACGCACGCCGCGUACCGCUUGGGCCGGCACAAGCUGCCGCUGAUCCAGGUGUUGCAUGUGGGCUCGCCACUGGGCUCACCCGCGGCAGCCGCACCACCCAUCGGCGCUGGGGAUGCCUCGGUGCGGCCGCGUGCGGCCAGCUGCCGCUUCGUGCCGCAGAACACGACCGCGGCCACACCCAAAGGAGCCGCUGCGGGCGCGGCAGGCGCCGCGUAUGACGGCCCUGCGUCGCCCUCGGGUGCCACCCCUGAAUGCGCGGGUGUGGCCGCCGGCGCGGCGCCGCAGCAGUCCCAGGAGCUCUUGUGUGUGACGGAUGCCCGACUGCUACCACGCCACGGCCUUGUGUCGCCCUUCAGGCCCGGCUACUACCUGGAGCCGCUGUCCUCUCUGGCGGCACCACUGGGUGACAUCACCGCCGCCUUCAUCUACGUGUCGGGCGUCAAGGCAUUGAGGCAGUGGGACGCGGCAGUGCUGGUGGAGGCGAUGGCGCUGCUGCACGCCACCAUCAACCGCACCGUGGCGGCGGCGGGCGGCUACGUGGUGGCGCAGGCGGCGGAGGGCAUGAGCCUGGUGGUGUUCCCCGGGAGUGGCGCGGAAGCCGUGGCGUGGGCGGUGGAGCUGCAGGAGGCGGCGCUGGAGCUGCCCUGGCCGGCGGCGCUGCUGGAACAUGACUACGGCGAGGAGGUGUGGCGAGAUGGCAGUGUGGUGCUGCGCGGCCUGCGGCUGCGUGUGGGACUGGAGACGGGGCCCGCCACUGCGCGCUUGGUGCCCCGCACCGGCCGCCUGGACUACACGGGCCGCACCCUCAACCGCGCCAGCCGCAUUGCGAGCAAGGCCGCCGCGGGCACGGUCCUGAUUAGCAGCGGGCUGUGGAAGCGGGCCCUCGCCGUCGCCAACACCGUGAGCUCCAACAGCUCUGCCGUUGCACGUUCCCGCACUGCCGGUGGUGGUGGCGGCCCAACCAGUGCUCGUGAUGCAAGCGGUGGCCACGAGGGCGGCCAUGCCGGCAAACAGCUGCAGCAGCUGCAGCAGCAACAUCAAGAGCAACACCCGCAGCAACCGGUCAUUGGAAGUGGCGGCAGCACCAGCAACAGCCACGACCAAACCGACAACACCAGUGUCUGUGACCCCUCUCCCGAGCACAGCGGCAGGAUGCCGGAGUUGCCACGUUCCAAGCCUUCCAGCCCAGCGACAAGACACGUCAGCGAGCAACAGUGCCCCGGCUUAGCUGUCCUUGUUGGGCGCAACGCUGCCGCUGCGGCAGCCGCGCCGCCAUGCGGUGGUGCCACCACCGCUGUUGCCGACGGCGGCAGCUGCCGCCGUGUCGGGGUCACGGGCUGCAUGGCGAGCACUAUGGCGGCGGCGUGCAGCGCACAGGCGGCCCACGCGGCAAGUGUGAUUCGCGAGUUGGUGGGCAGCAGCCAGGGCCGUGCGCUGCUCAAGGGCGUGCCGGACCUGGUGGAGCUUGUGCAGGUGGAGAGGCCCAGGCUGCUGCCGCUGGCGGCACUGGAGGAGCUGGAGCAGCUGCUGCGCCGGCACAGCUCACGCCUGGCGCCGCUGAUGUGAGGCGCGAUCAGCGCCUCUGGGGUAGCUUUCGUAGGUUCGCUUGGGUGGCUCACGUAGGUCCCGUUUUCGGCAUUCCACUUGGGUUUGAAUGACCUGUUCUUGCAAGGCACGCCGCGUGUGGUGUCGAACGGUCAAGGGUCAAGGUUGUGUGUACUCCAGUCGCGUUGUGCAGCUUGAAAGGAUCCAUCUCAUGUGUGGUAAUCUACACCCUGCUGUUGUCUGAGCCCGUGUCAAUUCGUUUCAAGUUACACAUAGCUUUAGCUAGUCGGCCGCAGUACGCAUGCUCGUUUGGGUUAGUGUGGUCCAUGCGUGCCCACCUGUGUCGACAGAUACGCGGGUUGUCGGACGGAGGUUAAGCCUUGCGUACCGACGGAUGGUGCUUCAUCGCUUGAGGUCCAAGCGGCCCCACUUUUUGCCCAAGCAAUGCAUGCAUAAAGUGUGACACCCACGAGGAGAAUUAGCUCGUGCCGCCAAUGUGAAGAGUUUUCCCCCAUGCGUGAGUACCAUAUCAAACAUUCUGAUGAGCUGCGGUGUCACUGCGGUGUGAUUACGCAAAUUAUUACCGUACUUGUGCAGUGCGUUUAUGCCCCCUCCUGCCGCCGCGCUGCAGUCGAGCGCGGUACCUCUUGAUGCUUUCACGUGUUUACCUGCCUGCCUCUGAACAAGAGGCGCCAUGCAUUAUCGUGCUAGCCAGCCUAAAGCUGCCAUUAUAUACUUUGCGCAGUCAUGGAGUGUCGGCCCAGCAGGUGUCCAAGAUCGAGUGUAGCCUUGCGAUACUCAUUAUGGUACUCAUCGUGUUAAAGGUAUUCGCAGUUGUAAGCCCGCCGUUAC